GCGGCUCCGGCGCUCCGACGGCGCCAGCGGCGCUGUCGCGACAGAGCGCGCGGCCCCGGGGCCCAGGUGUUCGUCACCGGCGGGGCUGUCGCGAUAGAGAGCGCGGCCGCGGGGCCGGCGGCGUCAGGGCCUGGGGGUUUCGCACAGGGGAGACGUUCCCAGCUGACACCCGCGUGCGCGGCCUUGGGCUGCCGCAGUGGGGGUCACAGGGCAGGACUGUCGCGAUAAGGUCGGGGCUGUCGAGCCCGCCCGGCAGCGCUGGUGUGACACAAGUGUGUCCUCGAAGCCAUCGCAGGCAGGGCUGUUUGGACAGGAGGGGUCCCUGUGCCCCCAGGCCGGCCGUGUCCCCACGUCCCGCAGGUGGCGGCGGUGCCUGCCCGCGCCCCGGGCACGGAGCCGGGGAUGGAUCCAGGGAUGGAACCGGGAAUGGAGCCGGGGAUGGAUCCGGCCGGGGCGUUCCCGGUGCUGGAGCGGGAGCUGCGGGCGGCGCUGGCGGAGGACGAGCGGCGGCAGCGGGAGGGCGAGGCCAAGCUGCGGGCGCUGCGCCAGGGCGUCCCCGACUACGGCCAGUUCAGGGAGAUUGUGCUGGCUUCUCACCUGAAGCCCCUGGAGAAGAAGGACAGGCUGGGACAGAGGAGGAGUGUGCUGUGGAAUCCCUGUGCAGCCCCAGCUGAGACAGCACCUCUCUGCACUGUGGAGAUCCCACAGGAGCUGGAUCAGCUGCCUGGCACCGCUGCAGAAUUUCACCGAGAUUGGCGCAGGUGCAUGAAAAGUGGGACAGAGAAAUACCAGUUUUUGCUGGAGCUCGGAGGGGAGGCCUUGGGCAGGAUCUUCCAGGCUGAUGUGGGCUUUGGCCUGCUGGGGGAAUUCCUGACAGUGCUGGCAGAGAACAUCCAUCCUGGAGACAGAGCUGCCAUCCUUCAGAUCCUGCAGAGCCUGGCGGCCACCAAACGCUUCGGGCUGAACGUGGCUCUGCUGAGCCAGGCAGAGAAGGAGAGCAGCCAGGACUUGUUCAGGAAGCUGCAGAGCAGGGAUUGGCAGGCUGCUGGCCAGCCUGGCUGCCUGGCCAGCUGUGAGGCUGGGAGGAAAACCCAUCCCAUGGAGACCCACCUGGAAAAGGAAAGUGAGGAGGAGAGGACAGUGGUGGAGCUGAUGAAGUGUUACCAGGUCAGCUGAGGGAGCAGGAGCACCAGGAUUGAGCAGAAACCUCAAAGCUUGACUUUGGCAUCAGCCAGGGCACAAGUUGUGCACAAUAAAGUUUAAC
Onychostruthus taczanowskii (white-rumped snowfinch) is the source of this 1264-nucleotide messenger RNA. RefSeq names its product coiled-coil domain containing 103 (gene DNAAF19). The transcript has 3 exons. Bases 403 to 1176 code for a protein of 257 amino acids. Gene Ontology annotation, biological process: determination of left/right symmetry; epithelial cilium movement involved in extracellular fluid movement; inner dynein arm assembly. The record is from RefSeq and is a predicted model, not a curated record. Lineage: Eukaryota; Metazoa; Chordata; Aves; Passeriformes; Passeridae. Gene Ontology annotation, cellular component: outer dynein arm.